This is a messenger RNA of Acipenser ruthenus (sterlet), 2438 nucleotides long. Its product is annotated as vacuolar protein-sorting-associated protein 36. Gene Ontology annotation, molecular function: phosphatidylinositol-3-phosphate binding; ubiquitin binding. The record is from RefSeq and is a predicted model, not a curated record. Lineage: Eukaryota; Metazoa; Chordata; Actinopteri; Acipenseriformes; Acipenseridae. The transcript is spliced from 14 exons. Gene Ontology annotation, cellular component: ESCRT II complex; late endosome membrane. Bases 181 to 1329 code for a protein of 382 amino acids. Gene Ontology annotation, biological process: protein transport to vacuole involved in ubiquitin-dependent protein catabolic process via the multivesicular body sorting pathway.
AUGACGGUUAAGUAAUUGCAAUACUGUUUUGGCAUUCUGGUUUAAUAUUAUGAGAGACACAAGGGGACGCUCCAGCCACUGUGUUCAUUUUUGCUUGGCUGUGUUAUUGGUAUGUCAACAAACGAGGAAGUGUAGGUCUGAUUUGCUCAUGUAAAAUCAAUAACAUAACAAGCCUGAGAAAUGGACCGGUUCGUGUGGUCCAGUGGUUUGCUGGAAAUUAACGAAACUUUGGUGAUCCAGCAGAGAGGCGUCAGACUGUAUGACGGAGAGGAGAAGGGGAAAAUGGAUGUGGGGAUUCUGCUUCUAAGCACGCACAGAUUGCUCUGGAGGGACCACAAAAAUCAUGACUGCUGCAUUGCCAUGCCACUGUCACAGAUUGUUUUAUUUGAGGAGCAGGCAGGAGGGAUAGGGAAGAGUGCUAAGAUAGUGGUUCAUCUUCACCCAGCGCCUUCCAACAAAGAACCUGGACCAUACCAAACCAGCAAAUACUCUUACAUAAAACUGUCUUUCAAAGAACAUGGACAGAUUGAGUUUUCUAGGCGAUUAUCAGAAGAGAUGACUCAGAGGAGAUGGGAGCAUAUGCCAGUGUCUCAGCCUAUUAAUACAAGCACCACUUCACAGGCAGGACGAACGCGGGCAGUUGGAAUUGUGGGUAUUGAGAGGAAACUGGAGGAAAAGCGAAAAGAGAUGGACAAAAACAUUUCAGAGGCUUUUGAAGAUCUCAGCAAGCUUAUGGAAAAGGCAAAGGAAAUGGUGGAAUUAUCCCGGUCUAUAGCUAGCAAAAUCAAGGAUAAGCAAGGUGACAUCACAGAAGAUGAGACUAUCCGAUUCAAAUCCUACCUCUUGAGUAUGGGCAUAGCAAAUCCAGUCACAAGGGAAACCCAUGGGUCUGGAACACAUUACCACAUGCAGUUAGCCAAACAGCUUGGUGAGAUACUACUGGCACCACUGGAGGAACAAGGAGGCAUGAUGGCAUUGACAGAAGUGUAUUGUCUUGUCAACCGGGCUCGUGGAAUGGAGUUACUUUCUCCAGAGGAUCUUGUAAAUGCCUGCAAAAUGUUUGAGGCACUUAAACUGCCGUUAAGGUUGCGUAUCUUUGACAGCGGGGUUAUGGUGAUUCAGCUACAGUCACACAGCGAAGAAGAAAUGAUUGCUUCUGCUCUAGACAACGUGUCAGAAAAAGGAUCUCUUACGUCAGAAGAGUUUGCAAAACUUCUGGGGCUUUCUGUUCUUUUAUCAAAAGAAAGGCUGCUUCUUGCUGAGAAAAUGGGUCACCUUUGCAGAGAUGAUUCAGUGGAGGGCUUGAGGUUUUACCCAAACUUGUUCUGACUCAGAGCAGAAGGACUCUUUCAUUUUCAAUACUGUUUUCUAUUUACAUAACGUACAGGACUACCUACAAUUUAACAAAAACAAAAACAAAAACAAAAAAAGCUUCAAAUACUAUGGAUGAAGAAAACCUUUGCACCAUCUUACUACAAUCUGACAAAGUAAAUACACCUUUGUGACCUGGAGGCACCUCAAAUGUCAAUGCCUUUCAAACAUGUGAAGGUCAAUAGUAACAAUCACACUGGUGCUGAGGAAUGUUGAUUUGGUACUGCAAAUUGCUUCUAGAUUCACACACAACUGAAGUAACUUACCAUUUCUAGAUAUUGCGAACUAAACUGGUAAGCUUGUAUUCACAAAUGAAUCAAUUCUUUCCUGGACAGUUCUCUUAAAAAUUCAUACUGCACAUAGCAGAUUUGUAAUGGGUGAAUUCAGAUGCAGUCACAUUUAUUAUUAUUAUUUAUUUCUUAGCAGACGCCCUUAUCCAGGGCGACUUACAAUCGUAAGCAAAAACAUUUCAAGCGUUACAAUACAAGUAAUACAAUAAGAGCAAGAAAUACAAUAAAACAAGUAAAGUACAAGUUUGACAAACCACAAUUCAAUAAUACAGCAGGUAAUAGUGAUAGUUGCAUCAGGAUAUGAUUAAAUAGUGAUAGUUACAUCAGGAUGUGAUUAAAUACAAAGUACUACAGGUUAAAAACUUGGCAGAUUACAGUAUUCUGAAGUACAGGAUUAAAUGCAGUAAAAUAGGGGCUGAUAAGAGCAAAAUAAAGCACAUUUACAUGAAGGGUGAUAGUGUCCCAGGAUACAAACAGAGGAGUUCUACAGGUGCUCUUUGAAGAGGUGAGUCUUAAGGAGGCGCCGGAAUGUGGUCAGGGACUGGGCAGUCCUGACAUCUGUAGGAAGGUCGUUCCACCACUGCGGAGCAAGGGUGGAGAAGGAGCGGGCUUUGGAGGCAGGGGAGCGUAGCGGUGGUAGAGCUAGUCUUCUAGUGCACAUGCAGUGUAGCCUGUGUACCAGCCUUGCUUCUUUGACAUCCUCUCUGGUUCAGUAUGCAGGUAGCUGCUGCCUAUAGAACUGUACAUAUUACAGUGUAAUAAAACAAUGUCACAUUA